Molecule: messenger RNA, 1297 nt
Organism: Gymnodraco acuticeps
Lineage: Eukaryota; Metazoa; Chordata; Actinopteri; Perciformes; Bathydraconidae
Gene: morn2
Product: MORN repeat containing 2
Exons: 6
Coding region: 497-931 (144 amino acids)
Source: RefSeq, a predicted model, not a curated record
AAAACUUUACUUUCAUAACUAGUAUGGACUAACCUGAGGCUGCUGUUUCGACCGGUUCCGACCACCGGUAGCCUGCUUCUCCUUCAUUGGUCUAAAACUUAGAGGUCAAAGUGUUCUUCCGGUGUCCGGUGACAAGGAAAUAAACAACAAAAUAUUAUAUUUUAAUUAAUAUUUGGCGGUGGUUGGACUAAAAUUAAAAGUUGAGUUUCCUAUUCAGCUAAAUUAAAUUGUUAUAACAAUAGUAACACUGUUUAUGAAACAACAGAGCUGUUAAGAAGCCUGUUAUGUUCGGGAUUUUGUAACUAUGGCAACUGCAGUUACAAGCUAACACAGAAAACGGCGACAGGGAAAUAAACAACAAAAUAUGAUAUAUUAAUUCAUAUCUGGAGGCGGUUUGACAUGUUUUGGGGUGAUAAAGUUAACUAAUAUAGCACAAACAUUUUUUACUUUCCUCAUCCCUUCGCAGCGUUUCCUGUCGAAUCUGAUAACAUCUCUUAUGUCUGACAUUCAGGAAAGUGAAGAUGUUAAAACUCAAGGCGAAGGACCUAUUAAAGUAUCCUACAUUUUUCCCAAUGGGGACAAAUAUGAGGGGGAGUGCAGCAGGUGUGCAGGUGUUAUGAUGAGAAGCGGUACCGGUACACACACCUCCGCAGGGGGAAUCAUAUACACAGGAGAGUGGCUGGAAGACAAAAUGCAUGGCAGAGGGACCCUGAAUCAUCCCUCUGGAGCACUCUAUGAAGGAGAAUUCAAAGACAACAUGUACCAUGGCACGGGAAGAUAUACCUUUCCAGAUGGCUCUACUUACAAGGGUCCCUUCAACAAGAACAGGUUGGAGGGCGACGGGGCGUUCACUGACACACAGGGACUGGUAUGGACGGGGGAGUUCCACGGGAAAGCAGCGCUGGGCCUGAAAAUGCUGCACAACAUUUAGGCAAAACAUCAUUGUACUGGAAUGUCUGAAUCACUAUGAUCUACAUUCAAAUUAAAUUGUAUAGGAAAAGACUCAUCUAAAAGUACUUAUUUUUUCUGUACUUCAUUCUGACAGAAAGACCUGUAUUUCUACAAAGAGCUUAAAGGGGCCCUAUCAUUUCAUAUAUGUAUUUUUUGCCACUACUGUGACAUAUUUAUGCUUUAAUGUUGAAAAAAGUAUGUAUUAUUCCUCAUACUGCCUGUGCUGCAGCACCUCUUAUCACCCUAUGUCUGAAACCAGACAGCUAGCCUUAUAAUAAGCAUGUUUGCUGCAGUUAUUUAAUUGCUUUUACCAUACUGUAUAUUGAAGGAUACAAACAGGGCCUUU